AUGGCGGGGCGCGCGUCCGGAGAACGAAAGACUGACUUGGUGCACAGCGGUGCCGUCAUGAACUGCGCGGACAACUCGGGUGCUCGCAACCUGUACAUCAUCUCCGUCAAGGGUAUCGGUGCCCGCCUCAACAGACUGCCUGCCGGUGGUGUCGGUGACAUGGUCAUGGCCACCGUCAAGAAGGGCAAGCCUGAGCUCCGCAAGAAGGUCCACCCCGCCGUCAUCGUCCGCCAGUCCAAGCCCUGGAAGCGCUUCGACGGUGUCUUCCUGUACUUCGAGGACAACGCUGGUGUCAUCGUCAACCCCAAGGGUGAGAUGAAGGGCUCUGCCAUCACCGGCCCCGUCGGAAAGGAGGCGGCCGAGCUUUGGCCCCGUAUUGCCUCCAACUCCGGUGUCGUUAUGUAA
Molecule: messenger RNA, 405 nt
Organism: Colletotrichum chrysophilum
Lineage: Eukaryota; Fungi; Ascomycota; Sordariomycetes; Glomerellales; Glomerellaceae
Product: 60S ribosomal protein L23A
Exons: 3
Coding region: 1-405 (134 amino acids)
Biological process (GO): translation
Cellular component (GO): cytosolic large ribosomal subunit; ribosome
Molecular function (GO): large ribosomal subunit rRNA binding; structural constituent of ribosome
Source: RefSeq, a predicted model, not a curated record